GGCUGAAAAGACUGAGUACACACAUGAGUGAGAACAAAGAGGAAGAGGCAAGACAAAGUGCUUGUGUAAGUGCUUUCGAUACCUUAUCAAAAGGUGGAGCCCGACCUACUGAGAAGCACGGUUCGAAUAUGAUGUGGAUUUAAAAGAAGUGCGAGAAUGAAAUCAUUGGACUGAAGAGAGCAAAGCCUGGAGUAGAUCAUGGGAGGUGUGACCUUUGCGCAACCAUCCAUGAACCAGACACAACUCGGCAACAUCACCAAUUCACCACCAGAAUAUAACGAUGUGGAGCUUGUGCUGCUUGGUGUUGCCAUGGCUAUUCUUGUCCUAGCAAUAGUUUUUGGUAAUGUGAUGGUGAUUACAGCCAUCCUGCGCUUCCAGAGGCUCCAAACUAUCACCAACCUCUUCAUUGCCUCACUGGCGGUUGCUGACCUCAUCAUGGGUGUGAUUGUGGUCCCUUUUAGCUCCAGUAACAUCCUGCUGAAAAGCUGGAUGUUCGGAAACUUCAUGUGUGACUUCUGGACGGCAACUGAUGUGCUGUGUGUGACAGCCAGCAUAGAAACACUGUGUGUGAUUUCUCUGGACCGCUACCUCGCUAUUACGAGGCCUCUCCGCUACCCAACACUGCUCACCAGGGCUCGGGCUUUCAUGGUGGUGUUUGUGGUUUGGGCAGUGGCCUCGCUCAUCUCCUUCCUGCCCAUCUAUCUCAAAGUCUGGGUGUCAGACAAAAAAUCAGCUGUGGAAUGCUUAUUCAAUGAGACCUGCUGUGAAUUCAACACCAGCGCAACGUAUGCAGUCUGUUCUUCAAUUGUGUCUUUCUAUCUGCCGCUGGUGGUGAUGAUUUUCCUUUACACCCGUGUAUUCCAAGAGGCUCAGAAGCAGCUGGAAAAGAUCAGAGGAAGGCAACGGCACUUCUACCACCUGCAUAAGUCUGCACCGUUGACUUACACAGAAGACAGUCCUGUACUGAAUAAACUCAGGACAGGAGCGGAUGGAGAGGACAGACUGAACAUGCAGCAAACUGAGGAUAUAGACAACAGGCAAGAGGAGAAGAGAGAAGAAAAUAGAGUGAGGAUGGAAAAAGAAGGCAGGCAGUCUGCUGCAAAGCGUCUCAAGUUCUGUCUUAAAGAGCACAAAGCUGUGAAAACUCUGGGAAUCAUCAUGGGAACUUUCACAUUGUGUUGGCUACCAUUUUUCAUUGUCAAUAUCGUCGUAGCGUUUGUAGAUCUCGAUAAAUAUAAGGAACUAAUUCGAUUCCUUAACUGGCUAGGUUACUCCAACUCUGCCUUCAACCCCCUCAUCUACUGUCGCAGCCCUGAUUUUCGGCACGCCUUCCAGGAGAUCCUUCAUUUGAGGGGAAGAAUCUCUGGAUGGAAGGGGGCAUGUGGAUGGUGUAGUGAGAGACACAACUACCCCAAUUCUCCACAGAGGCAGAAUGGGAACUCAGACACGAAUCGUGUCAGGGAUCUGGACACUCAGGAAACAUCAGGGUGGAAAGGAAGUCUGGAGAGCUCCAUUCAGGACAGCUCUCUGACCCUGGCCCAACCAGCAUCAUGCUCAGAGCAGGUUCUAGAUGUAGCUCCCGGCUCCUUGACCAGUUGGGAGGAAAACAGCUCCCGCAGUAGGACUUGUAAGGAAAAUGUUGCUUCUAUUGCUUGACCAAAAACAAUAACAUUAGACCUUAAAAUGAAGGGGUGGUAUCAUGUAAAAUGAACUUUUUUGAGCUUUGCACAAUAUAUUAAUUUUAUUCCCUUAUCAAAAACAUACAUGCAGUGUUACCUCAAUUCUUUAAAGCACUCCUCGGAGUUACAGUUCCCAAGCUUCUGCCUCACAGAGCUUCCCUCUCAUUAGAGUCUGCCCCCCUACUCAGCUCCUUCAGACUAGCCAGCACCAAUUAGCAAACACCUGGUGGAACUGUGCAUCUGCUGAGUUUAUUAUACGAGCUACUUCUCAGUGCAACGCUGGUAAAAACGUUGCUAAAAGGUUAAUGGAGAAAAUGCUGUUGUGAUGACUACCUGAAGGCGAAGUUGCAGAAGGACAAGGAGUUUUUAAAGAGACAGAGACCCAAUUACAAGGAGUUAAAUCAGGAAUUAAAAUAGUCUUUAAAUCCUGUUUGAUAUGUAACAACUGAAGGUAACAUAGACGGUUGAUUAUGCUAUAAAAUGGCACUAUAUGCCUGGAAAACACAUAAUACUGCCCCUUUAAAAAUACACUUCUAUAUAGCAUUAGCUAAUUUGUUUAUCUUUGAUGGACUGAUUGAAUUUUCUGGUGUAUAACAUGGCUGGAUAAGAUUAUAUUGUCUCAGUGUUACUGUGACUUUACUUGAUAUCCAUGUUCCUCUUCUUCUCUAUUGCAGUUUUUUAAUUGCAUUCAAUAGACUGAAAUACAAAGAUCAGUGAUCUAAGAUGAAUUUAGCAUUCAUACAUUCACCCAAACAAAAAAUAUGGAAUAUUUUCACACAUAAGACACAAAAUUGUGACAUGCCAUCAAAUUCUCUGGAUUCUUUUAAGGAGGUGACUGUUGGAACUAAUUACCUAUAAUAAUGGAAAAUAUUAACAUUGUAAGAUUUGAUUCAUGUUAUGAAGCAGUCCAUUUGAUCCUAAGCCAAUCUGGUGUUUUAAAAAAAUCAAUCUGUAAACAAAAGUUAAAAUAAAUUAAGACUUAAAAACAAGGCUUGAGUUUACAAGAUAAUUUACAUAUAAGAAUAUAACAUAUAAUAUUAUUAGAAAUGCUAUCGUCUUUUGAUACAAUGAAUGGUACUCGGUUGCAUCCAUCUCUGUGAUGUACUUUGUGGGAUAUUUGAGAUUUUAUUUAUCCACAAGUGGAGUUAGUGGUUUAAUUUAUAGCGUCUUACUGAAAUCUUUACACCACUUGAGGAUUUUCAGAAAUUGAUCACUUAACAACAAACCUCAUUGUAUAGAUCAACAUGAAGUGAGUAAAAAAAAUAUAUAUAUAUAGAUUUUAUUUUUACAAAUUUGAAAAUGUAAAGUGUGGCAUUGAUCUGUUGUUGCCCAACCUUUAUUCUGAUACCCCUAAAGAAAGUGUAGGUGUGGAUAAAGGACUCAUCUAAAAGUUGCA
Messenger RNA from Poecilia latipinna (sailfin molly), 3075 nucleotides. Its product is annotated as beta-2 adrenergic receptor-like. NCBI's taxonomy places the organism in Eukaryota, Metazoa, Chordata, Actinopteri, Cyprinodontiformes, Poeciliidae. Gene Ontology annotation, cellular component: plasma membrane. Gene Ontology annotation, molecular function: norepinephrine binding; beta2-adrenergic receptor activity. Bases 199 to 1656 code for a protein of 485 amino acids. Gene Ontology annotation, biological process: norepinephrine-epinephrine-mediated vasodilation involved in regulation of systemic arterial blood pressure; adenylate cyclase-activating adrenergic receptor signaling pathway; positive regulation of MAPK cascade. The record is from RefSeq and is a predicted model, not a curated record. The transcript is spliced from 4 exons.